CUCUUAGCGAAUUAUGUUCAGUGAAGUAAAAGAUGAUGAUCAGAAAAGUAAUUCAAGCAGCGACUUGAGUGAUGAAGUAGAUGAUGUACUUGGUGAACCUAUUCCAGAAGUGCAACCCUCUACUGCUGAAAAGGAAGACAUGAAUAAUUUUGAAGUAGAUGGAGGAAAUUUACCACAACAAAAUACUGAACCUCCGCCAGCAGAAGAGUCCCAUAAAGAGGAAGAAGAAUCCCAUAAAGAGGAAGAAGAGCCGCAAUAUGUUGAAGAGAAACAUCAAAUUGAAGCAGCUUAUGACCCAAUGCCAGCAGAGCCAGAGCCAAUGCAGUCGAUGGAGCCUGUGAGUAAUUCAUAUUACGACAAUGAAGAAGCUGGAGAAAACCCUGUUCCUCAAAGAAAAUACAGUUCCCCUCCAGCAUCUAUUUAUGAUGAUAAUACUGAAGAUGGAAGAAUUAGAUUAAGUGAUGCCGGGGAAACUCUAACAGACGCCUUUUCUGUCUCUGAUCCUGUAAAGGGAUCUCAUGUCACAUACACCGUAAGAGGGUACGAUGAUGAUGGACCAUUCGAAGGUGCAAGGAGAUACAAUGAUUUCUUUAAUCUCAGAGCAGCAUUACUUACAAGAUGGCCAGGAGUUUAUAUUCCUCCAAUUUCUCCAAAGAAAGCUCUUGGUAACAAAGAUGAUAAGUUUUUGGAUGAAAGGAAACACUUUUUGCAGAGGUUCCUCAUCCUGACAAGCAAGAUAGAUCACAUUAUCAAAUCAGACGAGUUCAGACUUUUCUCGAGACCUUCUGGAGAAAUUGAUAAAGCCGUUCAAAUGCUACCUCAAGCUUCUGCUGAUUUUCUUUUGGAUAGAUAUAAGACUAAAUUGAACCUUGCAGAGGAAGUAGACUCUGCAGAGGUCGCCGAGAACAGGUCAGUGAUAAACGAGUGGACAGCCUUCUGUAAGACAUUCAUGAAGACCCUCAAACAUAUGAGAGACUCCAUCAAGCCAUUUGUAAAUGAUGAGGAUAGGCAGAAUAAGAAUUAUGGAGAGAUGAUGAACAUUUUUACUAAAUUUGAGCAGGGUGUUCUAAUGGAAUAUUGCGAAAAUGAUACCACAAAGCAUGUUGUACCAGAGUACGAAGAGAAAUCGCAAGGAUUACCCGAUGCCAUGAACAAUCCGAUCAGGGAAUUUUUCUAUUGGAUAAAAGGAGAGAUUUAUGAUCUCCAAGCUUUGAAUGAUUGAUUUUUGGGUAGAGAAAGACUUCUAAAGAAGAAAAAUAAAAUAGAAAGCAAGAAAAAAAGUGACCAGUCUACACUUGAUAAAUUAUCCCAAGGGAAGAAGACUCUUGGUACAUUGUUCAAAGGAGAGAGUGGAAAGCAAGUAACCAUGACAAAUCUGUCAAAUUCUAUUGCAACUGCUGAAAGAGAUCUCGAGCUUUAUGAAAAGAUUUUGAAUAUGGUGGAGAGUUAUAUAGCUCAAACAGUUAUUCCUCAGUUCAAAGAGGACAAGACCAGAUUUUACAAAAUUUGAAAAUUCAUUAGUUCGUCCGAGAUACGCAAUGCCAAAAUGAUAUCUGAGUUCUGGGAAACGCUCAUUCUCAAUCCAAAUCUUGUGCCUGAAUAAGCAUUUUAGCUCAA
This is a messenger RNA of Moneuplotes crassus, 1617 nucleotides long. Lineage: Eukaryota; Ciliophora; Spirotrichea; Euplotida; Euplotidae. The record is from the annotation of a GenBank genome assembly.